Messenger RNA from Wasmannia auropunctata (little fire ant), 1178 nucleotides. RefSeq names its product probable fatty acid-binding protein (gene fabp). The coding region runs from base 163 to 564 and encodes 133 amino acids. Gene Ontology annotation, molecular function: fatty acid binding. Gene Ontology annotation, biological process: fatty acid transport. Gene Ontology annotation, cellular component: nucleus; cytosol. The transcript has 3 exons. NCBI's taxonomy places the organism in Eukaryota, Metazoa, Arthropoda, Insecta, Hymenoptera, Formicidae. The record is from RefSeq and is a predicted model, not a curated record.
GAGUUUUCGCGCUCGACUCUCCUCGUCCUGACGUUCCUGGUUUAGUUCUCGUAACCGCGCCGAUCGACUAGGAGGUAUCCAGUCUCUUGGCCAGUAUAACGUCCCGGUCGCCGCCGAUCUCUUUGUCUUCCUUUUUCGGUCUCGUGUCCCGGUCGAGUCAUCAUGUCGAGCGAGUUCCUCGGGAAACGUUACAAGCUCUUCAGCAGCGAGAAUUUCGACGAGUUCAUGAAGGCGCUCGGCGUGGGUAUGGUGACGCGCAAAAUGGGCAGCAGCGUCAGCCCAGUCGUCGAACUGACGGAGAAGGACGGAACGUACACGUUGAAGACGACCAGCCCCUUCAAGAACUCCGAAAUCAAAUUCCAACUCGGCGCGGAGUUCGACGAGGAGACCGUGGACGGCAGGAAGGUAAAGAGCGUCUGUACUCUGGAUGGUAACAAACUCGUCCAGGUGCAAAAGGGCGAGAAGGACACUACGAUCGAGAGGGAAUUCGGGCCCACGGAGAUGAAAGCGAUCAUGAAGGUCGAUGACAUAGUUUGCACAAGGGUAUACAAGGUUCAGGAAUAGGAGAGUCCAGGUACCAAAGCUGAAGGCGCGUGCACAACACACAGGUGCUUCUAGAAAUAUUCCGAGAACGUGUACAUUAACGAAAUUGAAAUCUAUACGCUUGAGCGUGAAUAAGAUACAGUGAUUAUUACGACGAUACAUAAAGUAUCGAAUUGUAUGCAUACAGCUGAAUGUAACUCUUAUGUCCAGAUUGUAACUUAGAAAGAUUAUAGAACCCCUUACAGAAAUUUAAUCCAGGAAGGUAGCGGUCAAUUGCUUAUUUUUGAGUAUCAAAAGCACAGCUGAAACCUUCAGCAGUGCUUUUAAUGUUCAAAAUAGGUGAUUUGCAGUAUUAAAUUAGAUUUCUGUAAGGGCACAUAGUUUUCUACGGAGUUAAAACACAUAUAUUUGAUAUGCAUGCGUUCGUAAAGUGGAUGUACCGAAUGAUAACCGAAGCAUAAAUUAAAAGUCCAUCUGUUGUGCACAUUUUCUAUUUAUGUAUCGCGUAUUACGUAAUGAAAUAACGUAAUGCCGUCAGCAAAUUAUGUUCCAUGUACAGCAGUCGCUGUAUUACCUAUUCUACGAAUAAUGUUUGCUUUUUUUUUCUACGAAUAAUAAUGAUUAAUGAAAGUAUA